ACAACCAAGACACAUGGGCUAGAAUACCACUGCUGCUGCCAAGGAUCGCACUGACAAUACAACUACGAAGCCACUGCACCUGUUUCUUGGAUUACUACCAAUACUACUGCAAGAGGAGCUGCUUUUCAUGAAUGAGACCAGAACUUUUGUAUAAUGUGGGAUUUAGUCAUCAUGGAGAUUUCACAAAGAGGUUAUACCCAACUAAAAUGGAGGAUAGUUUCGACUGCGACUGUGGCGAACUUGAGCCACCUGAUUACUGAGGCUUAGCUCUUAAACAAAAACAGGCCAGACGCAUUUCAAAUCAGAUCAGGUGUCUUAAGUUAUAGCGGACAAGGAGUAGGGAGUAUUACAAGUGAAUAUCAGUUUGUGCAUAAUUUUAGCACAGUCCUAUGAAGCUGCUCAGGACCAGUCAAACACUGAAUGUACUGCACUGUGAGGAUGCAACUACGUGCUUUUUUUAGUUUAAAUUUGUAGAUGCUUUCAAAUUGGCUUCAAAGUCUAUUCCGUCACAGCCUUUAAACACUACAGUUACUUAACCAAGAUUGGAACAUAAAUUCUACUUGUUUAGAGUUACCUUUUUGUUUCACAAUGGAUACAAAUUUUGCCUUGAUAAUGUCAUCCCUUAUAAGACAAUAAAGGCUACACAGUGGGAGAUAGUAGUCUACUGUACUGGGGGGUCAGCCUCUGAAGCAGCGGUCUCAAAAAGUCAGAUUUGGACUUAAAAGGGCCGCGUAGAAUUGUUUAAAGGUCGUCAAGAUGGCGGAGAAGUUUGAGUCGUUAAUGAACAUCCAUGGGUUUGACCUGGGUUCACGAUACAUGGACUUGAAGCCGCUGGGAUACGGAGGGAACGGUUUGGUCUUCUCUGCUGUGGACACGGACUGUGACAAACGCGUAGCCGUGAAGAAAAUCAUCCUGACAGAUCCCCAAAGUGUCAAACACGCCCUUCGAGAAAUCAAGAUCAUAAGGCGGCUCGACCAUGAUAACAUCGUCAAGGUGUUUGAGACCCUGGGUCCAAACGGUCGCAGACUCACUGAGGAUGUGGUGUCCCUGACGGAGGUGAACUCUGUGUACAUUGUUCAGGAGUACAUGGAGACCGACCUGUGUCAGCUGCUGGAGAGAGGGCUACUGUCAGAGGACCACGCCCGCCUCUUCAUGUACCAGCUCCUCAGGGGGCUCAAGUACAUCCACUCUGCCAACGUCCUGCACCGGGACCUCAAACCCGCCAACCUCUUCGUCAACACGGAAGACCUAGUGCUGAAGAUCGGGGACUUUGGACUGGCCAGAAUCAUGGACCCGCACUAUUCUCAUAAGGGGCAUCUCUCCGAAGGUUUGGUCACAAAAUGGUACCGAUCUCCACGCCUCCUCCUCUCCCCAAACAACUACACCAAAGCCAUCGACAUGUGGGCGGCCGGCUGCAUAUUCGCUGAAAUGCUCACUGGGAAAACCCUUUUUGCAGGGGCCCAUGAACUGGAGCAGAUGCAGCUGAUCCUGGAGUCGAUCCCGGUGCUGAGGGAGGAGGACCGUCAGGAGCUGCACAGUGUGAUCCCUGUGUUCAUUCGGAACGACAUGUCCACACCCCAUAACCCUUUGAAGACUCUGCUGCCUGAAGUCAGCCCCCAAGCGCUGGAUUUCCUGGAGAAAAUCUUGACCUUUAACCCCAUGGACCGCCUGACCGCGGAGGAGGCUCUGGCCCACCCUUACAUGUCCGACUACUCCUUCCCGCUGGAUGAGCCCAUCUCUCUGCACCCCUUCCACAUCGAGGACGAGGUUGACGACAUCCUGCUCAUGGACCAGAGCCACAGCCAUACGUGGGACAGGUAUCAUGAUAGUCAGUUGUCUGAGGCCGAUUGGAACCUGCGCAGCACCCACGAACCUGAAGAGGUGCAGGUGGAUCCCAGAGGCCUGUCUGAUGUCACAGAUGAGGAGGAGGUCCAGGUUGACCCUCGUAAAUACACAGACGGGGAGCGGGAGAAGUUCAUGGACGAGCCGUCCUUUGAUUACUCCAUGUUCUCUGCUGAGCGCUCGUGGUCAGACGAGCAUCAUGAGAACAAGUACUGUGACCUGCAGUGCAGCCACACCUGUAACUACAAGGCCGUGUCCCCGUCCUACCUGGACAACCUGGUGUGGAGGGACAGCGAGGUCAACCACUACUACGAACCCAAACUCAUCAUGGACCUGUCCAACUGGAAGGAGCAGAGCAAAGAGAAGACCAAGUCCAAGACCAAGUGUGAGAAGAACGGUCUGGUGAAGAUGGCUCUGCAGCAGCAGAGCGUGUCUGAGAAGGACCGUGAGCAGGAGAAGCACCAAGCCCCACAAAACCAGGGCUUUGACUUCGACUCAUUCAUUGCCAGCACCAUCAAACUCAGCCUGCAGCCUGAGCCCUGUCCAGAGGUGGCGCUGCUGAGCCAGGUGGGCCUCCUGAACGAGCUGAACAGCUCCGUGUCUCAGCUGGAGGCUCCUCGCUCUGGCUCCAUGUCCAAGUCCAUCAGUCAGGAGAAGGAGGAGAAGUGCCUGGUGAACCUGGCCCAGCUGGGCGACGCCGUGUGGCCCGCCUUCGGUUGUGGCGAACCUGUCGACCACCGGACGGACGGCGGCUACACCAGUUACCUGGACCAGCUGUUAGGGCGGAAGGAGGAGUGUCCCUCUGAGACUUUGGCCUGCUCUGAUGCAGAGCUGCACGAGGAGGCCUUCCUGGGCUGUGGGACAGAGAUCGUCCUGAACAUGCACCUGGACUCCCUGUCUGAAGACAUGCCCCUAAAGUCCAUCCAGGCCUCGCUGUCUCCCUGCACCGUCAAGUGCUCGCCUCAAAUCGCCCACAAAACCUACAGCAGCAUCUUCAAACACCUAAACUAAGCAGAAGUCCUCCUCACAGUGCAACAGCUAGGCAAUUUUAUAAGAAGAUAGUGUAUAAUUGUACUUGAAUCAUUUCAUACCUUUUUUAUUUAGCCUUUUAUGAGAGGCGUGUUGUUUAGACCAUCACUGAGCCUUGUACACCUCCAUGUUUAUGUCCACACCCUCAUUGCUACAGCGGCAUGUCGCUUGCACAUUCAGUACUGUAUCGUUGGAGGGAGAGAGCAGAACGGGGACAAAGGACAGGUGUGGACUCUUUUCGAGAUGUCGUUUAGCCGUUUGGGUGGGACAUAAAGGAGGAGGUGGAUGCCAACAGUGCUUAGGCUUUUAAAUAUCUUUGGAACAUCCUGCAAACUGGGGUCUUUUUUAUUUGUUUUUAUUCUGAUUUAACAUUAUUUCCCCAAAGAAGGCUUCCUUAAAACCCUUUCAUACUGUAAAUCUUUCACAUGAUGCCAGCAGCACCAUUAUAUCAUAGGCGUUAAUGUAAAAAUGUGUUAUCUACCUCAAGGUAACAGCCGCGCGAGACUCUAGAGCCAAACUAGUGCUUUACAACCAUCCUCAUACCAUGAAGAGGUCUCGUCUAUUAAAUCUGUCUAAGCAUUUAACAUAGUGAGGUGUUUCAAGAAUCAUUAUUUAUUUCUAGCAAGAUUUGCGAUAUUUAUUUUAUCGAAAGGCGUUAUUUCAAUGUGGUUAUUGAAGAUCUGAAAGGCGUCGGAGGAGAAGGACUUCCAUGUUCAUUUCGGCACUAUAUAAGCGUGGUAGUGUUCUGUUUUGAUGGUAGGAAAUGACUUGAUCUAUGUUCGGAAAAAAGUUCAAAUGGAUUUUUAUUUCGUUUUCCAUCAAUUAUUGUCCAAGCAGAUAUCAUUCUGUAUUUUUUUUUUAUUUUAUAUUUUAAGGUGCGUUCUGUCUUUUGUGAAAAACCUGCUUUAUCGUUUAAAAAAAAGGCGCCAAAGUCUUAAUUUUUUUUAUCUAAUUGUUCUGUACAAACGUGUGCAUGGAGGCAACAGAAGGUACAUUCGAAGUCAGUGGUGAGUAUAAAAAGUGCGUUGGUUUUAAUCGUAUUUUGUUUUUUAUGUCCUUUUCAAAGAGCAAAGCAUGAUGAAAUUAGGUUAAAGGUGUAGCAUGUAGAACACUGCAGACUUCUUUUGUAAUCAUUGGUUACCCUGUUCUACAAAAUAUCAAAAUAAAAGUACUGGCAAAGAG
Molecule: messenger RNA, 4053 nt
Organism: Periophthalmus magnuspinnatus
Lineage: Eukaryota; Metazoa; Chordata; Actinopteri; Gobiiformes; Gobiidae
Gene: mapk6
Product: mitogen-activated protein kinase 6
Exons: 8
Coding region: 757-2853 (698 amino acids)
Biological process (GO): cell surface receptor signaling pathway; intracellular signal transduction; protein phosphorylation
Cellular component (GO): nucleus; cytoplasm
Molecular function (GO): MAP kinase activity; ATP binding
Source: RefSeq, a predicted model, not a curated record